AUGGACAUGGAAAGACCUGUCUAUCUUCCACUCCUUCUUUUUCAAGUUGGGAUCGGGCUUGUUCAUGUAAUAUUCUUCAUUUGGUUCUGGUAUACGCACAUUUACAAGAAAAAUACAGAGAAGAAAGUCCUUGGCGAGUCUCUCGGAGCAGUACCGCCAAAAAAAUCGUCAAAACUAGGACAAAAAGAAGCCGAAAAAUCGCGAACGUCGAAAGAAGAUGUCCGAAUAAAAAUUGAUACAGACUCUGAAGAGCUUUCAGGGAUUCCGCCAGCGCCAUCAGCUGCUCAAAUUCGUCAGCGGAUUUUGAAGAAACAAGCGAAGAAAAUGCGGAGAGCGAUGCGAGAGGCAAGAAAAAGGGCGAAGUACGAAAAACUGAAAGAAGCUCAAGAUCAAUAUGGCACUUUCUCUGACACGUAA
Oikopleura dioica is the source of this 417-nucleotide messenger RNA. Lineage: Eukaryota; Metazoa; Chordata; Appendicularia; Copelata; Oikopleuridae. The record is from the annotation of a GenBank genome assembly.